CUACGAGAAGAUGUCAUUGGAAGUUGAAUCAGGAAAAAUAGUUGAAGACAGUAUUUUCCGCAAAGAUAGAACGUGCACAGACGGAAUUUUUCUUUUGAUCAAAUCCGUAUAUGUUAUAGGUUUGUUGAUUCUAGUCUGCUUUUGUUUACCGCAAUCGGACGUAUUUCGUGUGAUAAACGGAUACGAUGACUGUGGGAACGUGUGUGGCCGUAAUAAUACACGGAACGUCGAUCUUCCUUGCUCCGGUGAAAGUAUGAUCAAUAGGAAAUAUUUAUUGCUAACAGUAACGUUGUCGUCAUCUGAAGCUUCGAAAAACUGUGUAGCAAAAUGUCCUGAAGGCGAUGGAUUGAUACUGUUCUUCAAUCGGUGUGUUCGAAUCCGUCUGUUCCGCAUGGACGCAGACCACAUACCGCAAAGCUUUCUCGAAGAAAUUUGGCAGGAUUUAAACAUGUGCUAUUUGGAACUAUUUUGGAUUUUUCUGCUAACGUUUUUCAGCUCACAGUUGAUGCUGAUGCUUUUAUGGUGUAUCCCCAGACUGAUUGUCUGGGUAACUAUGCUGAUGAUUGUACCGACUUGCUCAAUCGGAACGUGCUGGCUCUGGUUCCGUUGGAUUUCAAGUUGGAGAUCGGAUUACAAUGCAGAAAACUAUUUGCUCUAUCCGAUUGGUGCCAGUGUAGCAAGUACUGUGAUUUUUAUUUGGAUUUACUGUAUGUGGGGGAAUUUACACUUGAUUCUUGAGAUACUUUACGAGGCCAGCCGAGCAAUCAGGAAAGGGCUGUUUCUUCUAUUCAUCCCUUUGCUGACAAUCGUCACGUUAAUGAUUACAUUCACUGUAGCAGUGUGUUUUAUUCUGAUUAUCGAAGGUGCCGGGGAACCAAUGUUAGCAGCGAAACGUGUUCUGUACGUGAAAUCUCCUCUGGUAUUGGUUACACGAUGGUAUAAUUUGUUGGCAUUCCUUUGGUUCUGUCAAUUCCUUAUCGAUUGUCAGCACAUGGUCACCGCAGGAUCAAUUACGGCCUGGUACUUCACCGUAGAUAAAUCCAAACUUAAUAGUGUCAUGAAAAGGAGCUUCGCUCUACUACUGUGGUAUCAUCUAGGAACCGUGGUACUAGGUUCUUUGUUGAUUGCAAUCACCAACCUGUUUCGUUUGAUUCUAAGAUGCGUUCGGUGCAAGAAGUGGUGCGGUAGUGGUAAAACAGGAUGCUGCGCAGGUUGCUGUCUGUUAUGUCUAGACUGUUGCUUUUCAUGCUUGGAUCUGAUUCAUAGGAACGCCUACGUCAUAACAUCCAUGCAAGGCCAACCGUUCUGUAGAGCAGGGAAACGAGCGACUAACCUACUGUCCAUGAAUGCUACUAAAUUUCUUUCCGUGAACUUCGUCAGUGGCACUGCUCUCCUCAUGGCAAAAUCAUUCAUUCUAGUGAUGGUGGGAUUUGUUGGUGUUGAACUGAUCCAACAAAAACGUGAAUUGUACCAUCCGCAUGCCAUACUGAUUUUGAUGGGUGCCGUCGUGUACCUGAUCGCACAUUGUUUCAUGGCUGUGUAUGAGAUGACGAUUGACACAAUUUUCCUUUGCUUUUGUAAAGACAUUCUGUUGAACAAUGGCUUCGACAGACCGUACUACAUGUCACGAAAUCUCAGUAAGUUUAUCGACCAUGAUGCAGUUUUAGAAGACCACGCUAGUGCCUCACAAAAAGCAUAGCGAACGCGGUAAGUGAGCAUGUUAGGAAAGUAUGACAUUAAUUGUUAUUGAAAAUUAUGUGACUGACCAUAGAAGUCGAAUAGAACUGCUAAACGAAAUCCCUGACAGCAAACUGUGUUAUUUAUUCAGAAUAAUUUAUUUUGAGCGAAUAGCUUCAAUUAGCCUCAAACUGUUUGUGAGAAUAAAUUCAUGAUACGGAGCUAUCGAGUCUGCUAGAUAAACUGAUGUAGGCUAGUCCUUUGGAGGUUUGGUACCUCAUGGGUAGCCAGUUUAUGCGAAGUGCACAUAACUUUUUUUACGUUUCGUCUUCGACUUAUCAGUGCAGUAGCAGUUUAUGUUGAAACAAUGCUAAUGCUGCCUAACAUCGGUUGACGGCAAGAUGUUUCGAUCUUUCAACACGUCAGAAAAGACACUGCACCUUGAUGCAAAUAUUUUGUAAAUAGCAAGAACUUUACGCCUGCUUAGCGGUUAAUGUUGAACCGCAAGGUAGAUAUGCAGUGUUUAACAUUAGCAUUAGUAUUAGAGACCGCCCGUGUUGCAAAAUGUUGUUCUGAAACAACUUGCUUGGGAAUAUCACGUAGUUUUACAUUGUGUAGUAUAUUUUCGAAUAAUAUUAUCAUGUGUUUAUUGCUCUGGGUAGCCGGCUACCGAGAAUAAUUUUAUAGUGUUUUGUAUUAAUAAGCACUUCUACUAAAAUACGAAAUCUCUUCUCAAAUUCGUAAAACUCCGGACAACGCGGCUGUUCGCUAUCAAUUCAUAUAUUUAAUUGAUUGCAUUCUGUUUUUUUAAUAGACAGCUGUAAUACGGCUUCGAUAUCACUCCGUCACCAUCAAUCGAACAACAACGCGCCCGACUUAAAUCUAGCGUUUAACCUGAAGAAAAAUACAUCAAUUGAUCAAACAUUCCUCGAAUAACCGAUGGAGUUUAGUCUAGCCCGAUUAUUAGUAAGGGGGGGAACGAUCUCACCACUCUCCUAUUCGCAUUGCUGUAAACAAAACAUGGUGGCCUCGAGAUGAUACACCGCUAUUGAAAAAACGUGCUCAAUCCACCAAGCAGUAGUUCGCGUGAAUAUUCGUUUUGAGCUCAACUUUGAAGAUUUUUUGGUAUCGUCAUCUUCGAUGGCGGUUCGAAUUUUAAAAACUCAUCACCCUGUAAUUUCUAAAUUGGAAGUCGGAAUCGGAUAAAAUUCACCUAUGUUGUAUGGGACCAUAAGUUUAUUUCAAUUUGAACUGUUGUUUAUUAACUUCGUUUUGGCCUUCUUUUAGCUUCUCUUUUCCCGAUACUUUUAAAAACGGAAUUCGGAAAUCGAUGUAGCCGAAGUCAGUUAAAUUCUCCCAAUAGAUUGUUCACCAUUUCAUAAGAUUCCAAAUUUUUGAAAAUCAGUGUAGCCAUCUUAGAAAAAUCACAGUGCGUUUCACUGAAAAUUUUUGGGUACCUCCUGAGGUCGAAAAGCGAAAACAGGUAGAGUUUAUCGGGUCUCCGACUCUCAAAAUCUGCGAACCCGAUCAACCCGAUAAAUUUCAUUGCCGUUUCAACCUUCCGAGUGAACGGACGUGCUUUGUGUUUACUGCGAAAGCGUUGAAAACCAGUGCCGUGUGUGAUAAAGUGACCGGACGAUCAAAACUAGAUCGCUAUUGUGUAAUAGACAAUAGUGCUUUUUCCUGUGAAAGGUUUUAUGCACAUUAUAUACUGAAGCAGUGUAUUGUUGUGAGCGGACGAUCGAAACAGUACCGUUAGCCGGUGAUUGUUCGAUCGAUCAAAACAGGCCCAGCGGUGUAAGUGAUAUCACUGUGCGGAUUAAAAAAGAGUGUACUUUUUCCUCUCGGAGGUUUUUUGCACACCAUCGCAGCGGCGAUACGCCGAUCGACGAGGGCUAGGCCUUGGUGGCCCCCGUUGGAUUUAAGUUAAGUAUCAUUAUUUAGUUUUUUUUUCCUUCCUGCAUUCGACUGUUCUAUUUCUCCCCGAUUCACUUAUUUCUGUGCGGAGGUAGCUCCGCAACAUGUCUAGUCUAAAUUCUGACCCCCCCGUUCCCGAUGAUCAAAUGGAGACUUCCCUUGACUAUAAAAAGUCUCGCAUAAAGAGCUAUCCGGAUGGGCUCGCACUACCGGCCGGUCCUUAUGCGGUCUAUUUCCGGACCAAAUCGAAAGAAAAAAAAUUAAAUAUUUUAAAAAUAUC
Messenger RNA from Malaya genurostris, 3874 nucleotides. RefSeq names its product choline transporter-like protein 1. Gene Ontology annotation, molecular function: transmembrane transporter activity. NCBI's taxonomy places the organism in Eukaryota, Metazoa, Arthropoda, Insecta, Diptera, Culicidae. Gene Ontology annotation, biological process: transmembrane transport. The transcript is spliced from 8 exons. Bases 11 to 1699 code for a protein of 562 amino acids. The record is from RefSeq and is a predicted model, not a curated record. Gene Ontology annotation, cellular component: membrane.